AUGGCCAUCCAUUCUCAAAAAGAGGCUUUGAUGUGCAAGGUUUUCUUGUCCAGCAUAGGACCCGUGGCGAUGAGGUGGUUCAACAGCUUGAAAACGGACUCCAUAGAUUCCUACAAGCAGCUCACCCAAGCCUUUAGCUCUCGUUUCAUUACGAACAGCAGGGCUCCUCUGCCUCUGAGUUCAUUGUUGUCAUUGUCCAUGCGUGAAGGAGAAACUUUAGAAGCAUACUCGGACAGAUAUUGGGAAAUGUACAACGAGAUGGACGGCAACUAUGACGACGUUGCCAUCAGCACGUUUAAAAGUGAUCUCCCCACCGAGCAUGAUUUGAGGAAAUCCUUGACUGGUAAGCCUGUUACCAGCGUUCGUCAACUUAUGGACUGGAUUGACAAAUACAAAAGGGUGGAAGAGGACCAACUACAAGGGAAAGGAAAGGAGAAGAUCAUUCCUCAUAAGAGGAAUGAUUUCAGGUUUGAACGAUGCAACAAUAACCAUCCGAGGAGAGAUUUCGCAGGGCAAUCAGGAUCAGCCAACACGCAAAUAGUUAACGCCGUAUUCAAAGAACCGGUACACCAGGUUUUAGAGAAAGUCAAGAAUGAGCCAUUCUUCAAGUGGCCGAAUAAGAUGGCUGGAGACUCUUCAAAGCCAACUAGAGUCUGUAUUUUCAGUACCACCAAGACCACGGACAUACUACCGAAGACUGCAAGAACCUAUGGAACCACUUGGAUCAGUUGGUCCGAGAAGGGAAAUUGA
Quercus lobata is the source of this 750-nucleotide messenger RNA. RefSeq lists its product as uncharacterized. The record is from RefSeq and is a predicted model, not a curated record. Lineage: Eukaryota; Viridiplantae; Streptophyta; Magnoliopsida; Fagales; Fagaceae. The transcript has a single exon. Bases 1 to 750 code for a protein of 249 amino acids.